Panonychus citri (citrus red mite) is the source of this 1412-nucleotide messenger RNA. Its product is annotated as muscle segmentation homeobox-like. Gene Ontology annotation, biological process: regulation of transcription by RNA polymerase II; embryonic morphogenesis. Lineage: Eukaryota; Metazoa; Arthropoda; Arachnida; Trombidiformes; Tetranychidae. Gene Ontology annotation, cellular component: nucleus. Gene Ontology annotation, molecular function: DNA-binding transcription factor activity, RNA polymerase II-specific; RNA polymerase II transcription regulatory region sequence-specific DNA binding. The record is from RefSeq and is a predicted model, not a curated record. The transcript has a single exon. Bases 327 to 1271 code for a protein of 314 amino acids.
GAGAGAUGAUGAUUCAAAUCCCUCCUCAGAUUUACCGCCGGUUAACCAGUGGCAGUUACACUCCACCUCUUUAAAUGUUAAUCAACUGAUUAUCAUAAUAAAAGUACAACAAUCUAACCAUUUCUAGUUAGAUGGCGUUCGAGUUGAAACUUAUAGUUACACUUGGAGUCGAGUCCAAGUAAAUGUUAUUUUCUAGUUAACUAUAAGUCUGAAUGGUUGCAACAAUUACCUAAAGUGAUAUUGACAUUAAAUUGUGAUUCAAUUGAAAAAUAAGUAAAUUGUUACACUUGGGAAAACAUUGAAUCGAUCAGAACUGAGAACGAAAAAUGAAAACUUCAAGUUCAACAUCGAUAACCAAAUCAUUGGUAUCGAUAAAAACACCGAUAAUUAAAACAACACCUUCAACGACAGUUACUAAUACCUCCCAAUUAUUACCUACAACCAAUUCAUCACAAUCAGUUAAAUCAAAUAAAUUAUCAUUUUCUAUUGAUAGUUUGAUUAAAAAUGAUGUAAUUGUUAAUGAUAAUGAUGAUGAUCAUGUUGAUAGUGAUUUAGAUGAUAUUGAUGAUGAAAAGGAUAGUUUUAUCUCACCUUGUGAGACUGUCCUCUCAUCUUCAUCUCCAACCUCAUCACCAUCACCUCCACCUCAACCACCAACUCAUCCUCAUCAUCUAAGUCUUCAUCCCUUUCAUCAGCAUUUUCAUCCUCAUCUUCACCAUCACCAUCAAAUUGAUUCUUCAUCAUCAUCUCCUUAUGCUAAUAUUGGACUUUUCUCACCAAGAGGUUACCCUUGGCUUAAUGGUGGCGGUUUUUUGAAUGUUAUGAGUGCCAAUGGUGUUAAUGGUUCCAAUGGUGGAGGCAAUAGUGAAGGUGUCAGUGGAAAUGGAUUACCAAGAUUACCAGCGAUUAAAUGUCAAUUAAGGAAACACAAGAGUAACCGGAAGCCUCGAACUCCGUUUACCAAUAAUCAACUUUUAGCAUUGGAACGAAAGUUUCACACCAAACAAUAUCUUUCGAUAGCUGAACGAGCCGACUUUUCAUCUUCACUUAACUUAACGGAAACUCAGGUCAAAAUUUGGUUCCAAAAUCGUCGGGCUAAAGAUAAACGACUCAAGGAAGCGGAAGUGGAAAAAUUAAGAAUAUCAACUCGGUGCUUACCUGGUGCUUUUGGUCUGCAAUUUUAUCAUCCUCGACCUCCACCUCCUCCAGCUCAUGUUUCAUUCUCACUUUUUCCCAAUCAACACUCACUCAACUCACUAAUUUGUAAAUAAUUAACAUUGUCAUCAAAUCAUUUUCAUCUUAAACAUUAUGUUUUAAUUGUAAUUAACAUCCCAAUUUGAUUCACCCAAUUUAAUCAACUGAUUUCAUUUUUUGCCUGUUAAUUUGAUUAAAGGUUAAACUUUUACCCUUCA